AUGGACCAGGUUCAUCCGCAUAUAUGGACCGUUGCCCACACGCUGGUGGCUCGUAAUGAGACCAACUCAACCUCCUCCAACUCGGCAGCUGAGCCCAGCCGCCCACCAGUCUUCAAGGCCAUUGGCAUCUCCCUCGCCGUGGCCUCGGGGAUUUUCAUUGGCACAUCAUUCGUUUUGAAGAAAACAGGGCUACUCAGGGCCAAUGCAAAAUACAACGAAGAGGCGGGUGAAGGGUAUGGUUAUCUGAAGAAUUGGUGCUGGUGGUCAGGCAUGACCCUUAUGAUCGUGGGAGAGAUCUGCAAUUUUGUCGCCUACGCCUUUGUCGAUGCAAUCCUAGUGACCCCACUAGGGGCUCUCAGUGUGGUGGUCACGACCAUCCUGUCAGCCAUCUUUCUCAAAGAACGGCUGAGUUUUGUGGGAAAGGUGGGCUGCUUCAAUUGCAUCGUGGGCAGCGUCGUGAUUGUCCUCAAUGCCCCGGAGCAGAGUUCCGUCGCCGAUAUACAGGAGAUGCAACAUUUUGUCAUCGCCCCCGGCUUUCUCAGCUACGCCGGUGUCAUCAUCGCCGUGUGUGCAUUCAUAGCCCUCUGGGUUGGUCCUCGUUAUGGCAAGAAGAGCAUGUUGGUGUACCUGACAAUCUGCAGCCUGAUCGGCGGUCUCAGUGUGGUGGCCACUCAGGGCUUGGGAAGCGCGGUGGUUGCUCAGGCCAGCGGCAAACCUCAGUUCAACCAAUGGUUUCUCUACGUGCUCUUGGUCUUUGUCGUGGCGACACUCCUGACCGAGAUCGUCUAUCUUAAUAAAGCCUUGAACAUUUUCAACGCCGCGUUGGUGACACCCACCUACUAUGUCAUUUUCACGAGUGCCACGAUUGUCACCUCGGCAAUCCUCUUUCGAGGAUUCAAAGGCACCGCCGUCACCAUUACCACCGUCAUUAUGGGCUUCCUGCAGAUCUGCUCCGGAGUGGUGCUUCUGCAAAUGUCCAAAUCGGCCAAGGAUGUCCCAGAUGCAGCCGUCUUCAAAGGUGACCUGGACCAAGUUAGAGAAAUUGCGGAAGUCGAGCAGCCCGAAUCCGAACCCAAGGCCGAUGCCCUCCGUGGCGCUGCCAGCCUGGUAAGGAGGUUCUCGGUUUCGCGGCAAAGGAUGGAACAAGAAGAGGCUAGACGCCUACGAGAAGACAAGAUGAAAGAUCAGCUUGAACCGCUCGGUGAAAAUGAAACCGUGGAAUGGGACGGCCUUCGACGGAGGAAAACCGUCAUUGGCCAGCCAGGCUCCCCUCUCCCGCGAAGGAAGACCGUUCACCCUCCUUUGGGCAUGUCCCGUUUCCCGGACCCGGACGAAGGCGACAACGACCCGGGGCCGGGCUUCUUCGAAAACCUUCGCAAUCGCGCGCAGUCCGUCAUUCGCCACUCGAGCCCACAAGAUGCAGAGAGCAGAGCAGACAACGCCCCGCGGAGCCCUCUAUAUCCGGUCGCGCUGACAGAUAUAAAGCUUCACCCGUCGCAUGCAGAAUCACCCAUCAGUCCGUAUGGUCCGGGAAGCCUCGAAGAUGCCCAGGAACGGAUAUAUGGGUUGCCCCCUGGCAAGCGGAAAGAAGAAGAUAGUCAGGCAGGACUCUUAGCGGUCCGGCCUUCACCGAGAUCGAAACCGCUCCCAGCAAAACCGUCGCCAUCCCCGUCGUUGAGACCCCCUCACGAAGCCAAGCGGCAGUUUUCAUUCACGAACUUGCUUCGUCCGGGUUCCCGCACCCCGGGUGGCGACCGUGAAGCCUCGCGCCCGGCGCUGCAGAGUCGAAUCAGCAGUGCCAGCCACGAACAGAAACGAGCAAGGAAGAACGCAACAGAGGAGGAGAGAUUAGGUCUAGUCAAGGGUGAUUCCUACCUUGCAUUGCUCCCUGAAAUCUCCCACUCUCCUGAGCGUCCUCAGCAGCCCACGUCUCGUGCCCAUCCUAUUUCGCAUUCACAGUCAAGCUCUUCCUCAAGCCUUGACGGCUACUAUCGCGAUCAAUAUCCUUCUCCUUCCCGACAUUCUCUGUCGAAUUCUGACGGGGAUGAUGGCUGGCAGAUGACGGACGUGGAGAUUGCGACGAGCCAGACGAGACCGAAUUUACCAGAUUCAACCCCGGCCGCCGUGAGAGCCAGCACACGGGGCAGACCAAGCCCACCGAGGACUUACCUCCCUCCGACCGUGCCGAAUAUGCCUCCGCAAUACGCUCAGGAGAGACCGAUCCCAGUUCCCGGUACGAUGGUGGGAGGCGGGCCGACACAGGCCAGAGCCACACCAGCAGCGUCCGGCCUUUCCCAGACUUUGUUGACGAGUCAGAACUGGGGUACGGUCCAGAGUCAAGACAGUCCGCCCCAGGGACGUGGAGGUCAUCACCGAGCCCAAGCUUCCGAUGAGAGAGGUAGAGAUCUGACUGAGGGCGAGGGAAGCUUGGCAGCGGGUUUAACAGAGCCCGCCGGUGAUUACGAAGUGAGUCGGAGACGUUUCGAAGAGCAGAGUAAAAGAGAAAGGGAGGAACGGAGGUUGAGGGCCACAGGACGGCGUCAGAGCUGGAAACCUACGAGUCCUGGGGGCGGCGGCGACGGCACCUUUAUUUGA
Messenger RNA from Capronia epimyces CBS 606.96, 2595 nucleotides. RefSeq lists its product as uncharacterized. The transcript is spliced from 2 exons. Bases 1 to 2595 code for a protein of 864 amino acids. Gene Ontology annotation, molecular function: magnesium ion transmembrane transporter activity. The record is from RefSeq and is a predicted model, not a curated record. Gene Ontology annotation, cellular component: membrane. NCBI's taxonomy places the organism in Eukaryota, Fungi, Ascomycota, Eurotiomycetes, Chaetothyriales, Herpotrichiellaceae. Gene Ontology annotation, biological process: magnesium ion transport.